This is a messenger RNA of Cajanus cajan (pigeon pea), 1241 nucleotides long. It is a transcript of the gene BB, whose product is annotated as RING/U-box superfamily protein. The record is from RefSeq and is a predicted model, not a curated record. Gene Ontology annotation, molecular function: ubiquitin-protein transferase activity; ubiquitin conjugating enzyme binding. Lineage: Eukaryota; Viridiplantae; Streptophyta; Magnoliopsida; Fabales; Fabaceae. Gene Ontology annotation, biological process: protein ubiquitination; negative regulation of organ growth.
AGAAAAUCGGCACAAAAGAGAGAGAACCACACAGACACAGCAUAGAAAGAAACCCUCUCUCUCUCUCUCUCUCUUUCUCUCUCACUCCUCCAACCAUUCCGAAUGUGAACAAGGAUAAACCUCGUUUUGGGUCGGAUUCGAAGUUGUUGUUGAAGGGUACAGUGUAGUGUGGUGUUUGUUGGUGUUUUUUCUUCGUAGUGCAAAAUGAAUGAUGGUAGACAAAUGGGGGUGCAUUACGUAGACGCUGGGUUCCCCUAUGCUGUUAAUGAAAAUUUCGUUGAUUUCUUUCAAGGAUUCACGCAUGUCCCCGUGAAUUAUGCCUUUGCUGGCUCAAUGCCUGAUCAGGAAAGUGUCUAUUGGUCAAUGAACAUGAAUCCCUAUAAGUUUGGAUUGUCUGGCCCUGGGAGUACAUCUUACUAUAGUUCUUAUGAGGUAAAUGGUCAUUUGCCAAGAAUGGAGAUCGAUAGGACUGAGUGGGAGUACCCUUCAACAAUGACCGCCGUGGAACCAGCUACAACAGAGUCUCCACCUAGAAGAGAUGGAGUCACAAGCAUGCAGACUAUUCCUGAAGAAUGCAGUCCAAAUCAUCAUGAGUCCAAUAGUAGUAGCCAGGUCUUGUGGCAAGACAACAUUGAUCCUGAUAAUAUGACUUAUGAGGAACUGCUGGACCUCGGGGAGGCAGUUGGGACGCAAAGCCGAGGUCUUUCCCAAGAUCUUAUUGAUAUGCUUCCAACCUCAAAGUACAAAUUUGGUAGCUUAUUCAAACGGAAAAAUUCUGGGAAAAGGUGUGUAAUUUGUCAGAUGACAUACAGAAGAGGUGACCAGCAAAUGAAAUUGCCAUGCAGUCAUGUCUAUCAUGGUGAAUGCAUCACCAAGUGGCUUAGCAUUAACAAGAAAUGUCCUGUUUGCAACACUGAGGUUUUCGGCGAGGAAUCAACGCAUUAGCAUCAAGAUGGCAAUAGGGGAGCCCUUUUGCUCUAUUAAUUUUUGCUUCUCACCCCAACUCUCUCUCUCUUUCUCUUAAGUUUCAGUUUCUUACACGUAGGUAGGUGUAAUAUGAAGAACUAUGGCAGCUCUCACACAAUAUAUGUUUUGUUUACUAGAAACAACCUAAUGGAGUCGCAUCUUCUAGUGAUUAAUGUGUGAUUUUGUGUGUAUUCAUGCUAUAUAUUUAUUCUCUUAGCUAUGUCCCUUACUUUGAUAUUUGGGAUUGAAAAAUCUGCUUCCAGGUUAUUGAUCAA